Molecule: messenger RNA, 630 nt
Organism: Ilyonectria robusta
Lineage: Eukaryota; Fungi; Ascomycota; Sordariomycetes; Hypocreales; Nectriaceae
Exons: 4
Coding region: 1-630 (209 amino acids)
Source: RefSeq, a predicted model, not a curated record
AUGACGCCGCCCACUGCUGGAGAUAUCAAGUACCCAGUUCAACAAGCCCAAUGUAAUUGCUGCGAAUUUUAUCCUUCAACGAGAAGCAGUGAAGGUCGUGUAUCCCAGUUCUCUAACUCUCCAGGGACAGCCUUCCGCCAAGUCAAAACUGUGCGGUCCAUAAAAAGACAAUCCGACGUAACAUCCCAGACUAAUCCACCGCCCGUUAAGAGACCAUACUUAACGCAGACAGACGCACAAACCGGACCCCCGAGGCAUAGUGCGAGGUUUCACGUACGACAACUCUCCACAGAUGAAUACACAACAUUCUGGCGUUGGCUAGGAGGAGACAUCGCGGGCCGCCAAGACUGGACGGCAGCCAAAGCCUCUCGAACGUCCGUCAACCUCGCUCUCCGAGCCCAAGGUCGAGUGGUCCUAACUGCCCCUUUCCGUUUAUCAAGGCGACGAUGGCUACCAAGUCAUCGACCAGGAGUCCGCUCAUCAGACCACACCAUCCAAGCCCGAGCAUGGCAAGACGUCGUCCUUGCGGUCCUUGCAUUUGACUGCGUCCUUAGUGUCGUUGGCUGUGAACAUUGUAAGCGGCAGCGGCCACAAAACGCAAGGGCCGCAUCCCGCUCACGCAGCUUCUGA